This is a messenger RNA of Aplosporella prunicola CBS 121167, 765 nucleotides long. RefSeq lists its product as uncharacterized. The transcript has a single exon. Lineage: Eukaryota; Fungi; Ascomycota; Dothideomycetes; Botryosphaeriales; Aplosporellaceae. The coding region runs from base 153 to 629 and encodes 158 amino acids. The record is from RefSeq and is a predicted model, not a curated record.
UGUAGUUCGGCUUCCAAUAUAGAUUCUCCACUGAUAAGCCAGACAAGCCACAAACCAUUCAAUUGCUCUGCGCUUGAUGAAAUUGAGUGAAAACCGGUUGCAUUACGCGUACGCCUUUGGCAUGGAUGUUCCUCACGACGAUCCUAUAUGAUAUGCACUACCGCCCUCUUAGCGCUUCCACACCGCGCUCUCCAACACCAACACCAACACCAUCCCACACGCCAAACCCACUUCCAAAUCCCCACAAACACGCUCACCAUCCCCACACCACCAACACACCCACCGCAAACCGCCCUCCCGACACCGCUCUUGGCUCCAUGAUAACAAAGCCCCCACAUCGCGUGCAUGCCGCCUCCCGUCAGCUACGCCCACGCGCUCUCAUCUCCAGCGCCAGCGCGCUGGUGCACGUGCAAUCGUGCCAUCCCGUCCGCCACUCACCCGUCGUGGCCCUUGGCCCUGCAUGCAAGCCCACUUGCAUCAUCCCGAUCCCGCCAGUGCCAGUGCCAGGCAUCAGACACCGCCCCCCGAUCCGGGGCCCCGCACGCCACGCGCCCCUCCCACCAAUCCAACAUCAUCGCGCCGCAACUGACGAAGCGGCGUCGGCCGGCGUCGGCGCCGUCGGUGCCUAGCGCUGCUGCUAGCUGCAGAGCCGCCUGGAACGGACGUCUCUCGGAAGAGGAGACAGACGCUAGAGUACUGUGCGUCGAUGGCUGCUGGUUGGGCUUGCGUCCAGCUAUUUUUUUUUUUUUUUUUUUUUUUUUUUUU